CCUCCAACAACUAUCUUUCCUUUUUGCGUGAUAUUUCUGCCGUAGUAACUAUUUUACCCAACAAAAAAUGGAAAAGCCAGCUCCAAAUAUGAUUCGAGGGAUAGUAAAACAGGUUUUAUCUGGAGAUUCUGUAAUAGUUCGUGGGCAACCAAGAGGUGGUCCUCCUCCWGAGAGACAGCUUUGCCUUUCUAACAUAAAUGCGCCAAAAUUGGCAAGAAAGGCGAAUCCAAACGUUGAAGGAAGCCAGUCUACACGAGAUGAGCCCUUUGCAUGGGAGGCUCGUGAGUAUCUAAGGACCAAGCUCAUAGGCAAGGAAGUGCUUUUUUCUAUUGAAUAUCAAGUACCAGGCACAGGAAGAGAGUAUGGCUGUAUUUAUCUACCUAAACCAGGUUCAGAAGAGUGUGAAAACAUCACAGAAUCAAUUGUCGCAGAAGGGCUGGUUGAAGUAAGAAGAGGAGGGAUYAGACCGUCAUCAGAUGGACAAACUAAAUUGAUUGAUUUAGAAGAGCUUGCUAAAACUCAAAACAAAGGGAAAUGGGCACCUGAUGCAAAUGAGCAUGUUCGAGACAUUACCUGGACAAUAGAUGAUCCCAGACAAUUCCUGGACGACCAUAUGGGCAAGGAAAUACCUGCUAUAAUUGAACAUGUUCGGGAUGGCUGCACUGUUCGUGUGUUCUUGCUACCAACCUUCCAUCAUCUGACAUUAAUGUUAUCAGGAGUAAAGUGUCCAAUGCUCAGAAGAGAAGGUGAUAAAGAAGUCUCAGAACCAUAUUAUGAUGAGGCCAAAUUCUUUACAGAAAGUAGACUUUUACAAAGAGAAAUUAAAGUACUGCUAGAAAGUGUAUCAAACCAAAACUUUAUUGGUACAAUUAUCCACCCUGCUGGUAACAUAUCAGAGCUGUUAUUGAGAGAAGGMUUUGCUAGAUGUGUAGAUUGGAGCAUGGCAGUUCUUACCAAAGGACAUGACAAACUAAGGGCAGCAGAAAAGUUUGCCAAAGAAAAGAGACUGAGAAUUUGGAAGGACUACUCACCAAGUAAAACUAACAUCGACAUCAAAGAUAGAGAAUUCACAGGAAAAGUAGUAGAAAUAGUGAAUGCAGAUGCAAUGGUUGUUAGACAUCCUAAUGGCAAAGACAUGAAGAUCCAUCUCUCAAGUUUAAGACCACCAAGAUUGCAAGCAAAGGAAGAUGAAGAAAUAAUUCCUGUCAAAGAUGGAAAAAGGAUGCGRCCAUUGUACGAUAUCCCGUAUAUGUUUGAAGCAAGAGAAUUCAUGAGAAAGAAGCUUGUAGGUAACAAGUGAUUACAUCAAGCAAGCAAGUGAUGGYUUCCCAGAACGCACAUGYGCAACAGUCAUGUCAGGAGGCAUCAAUAUGGCAGAGGCAUUAGUCAGUAAAGGCUUUGCAACAGUGYUACGUCACAGACAAGAUGAUGAUCAGAGAUCCUCUCACUAUGAUGAACUGCUAGCAGCAGAAACAAGAGCCAUUAAGAACAGUAAAGGUUUACAUAACAAAAAAGAACCCCCUAUUCACAGAGUGGCUGAUUUGUCUGGGGACUCUGCAAAAUCCAGGCAGUUUCUCCCAUUUCUACAAAGAGCUGGACGAUCACGGGCAAUUGUAGAGUUUGUUGCCAGUGGUUCAAGACUAAGAAUUUACCUACCAAAAGAGACAUGUUUGGCAACAUUUUUACUUGCAGGAAUUAGUUGUCCAAGAGCUGCACGAAUCAACACAGGACAAGGUGUUAUCAAUAACAUGGAAGGUGAACCUUUUGGUAAUGAAGCACUUCAGUUCACAAAGGACCUUGUCCUCCAGCAAGAAGUUGAAGUUGAAGUAGAAAGCAUGGACAAAGCUGGUAAUUUCAUAGGAUGGAUGUUUGUAGAUGGCAAGAAUCUUUCAGUAGCUUUAGUUGAGGCUGGAUUAUCAUCAAUACAUUUCACAGCAGAAAAGUCGAAUUUCUAUCAUGCAUUACAGUAUGCAGAAGAGAAUGCCAAGCAACAGAAACUCAAGAUGUGGGCAAAUUAUGAGGAACCUAAAGCAGUUGUUGCUGUUGUAGAAGAAUCAGAACGAAAGUGUAAUUAUAAGAAGGUCGUUAUUACUGAAGUAAAGGAAAAUUUAGCGUUCUAUGCUCAACAUGCUGAAACAGGUCCACAGCUUGAGCAACUCAUGACAGACCUUCACACAGAACUAAGUAGUAAUCCCCCUCUUCCUGGGUCAUACACACCGAGAAAAGGAGAUCUCUGUGCCGCACAGUUUGUUGAUGGUAGUUGGUAUCGAGCAAAAAUCGAAGCUAUCAAAGGAAAGCAAGUCAGUGUAUUUUAUGUGGAUUAUGGAAACAGAGAAGUUGUACCAUUUGGUAAGCUAUGUCUGCUUCCACCAAGAUUUCACAGUUUUCAACCACAAGCUAAAGAGUAUUUCAUGGCAUUCAUUCAACUUCCUAAAGAUCCUGAUCAAGCUACUGACGGAAGUGAUGAAUUCCAGAAGAGAGUAAUUAAUCAGCAGUUUCUGUUGAACGUUGAGUACAAGAAUCAAGGCAUGGAACACGUGACAUUGAUGCUCGACACUGUAGACGUAGGAAAAGCAUUGGUACAGGAAGGCCUUGUACUUUGUGAAAAACGUCGAGAAAAAAGGCUACUGAAAAUCAUGGAAGAAUAUCAGAAGAGCCAAGACGCAGCACGCAAAGCGAGAUUAAACUUGUGGCGCUACGGAGACUUUACUGAAGACGACGCACGUGAAUUCGGCUAUCCAACCAACUAAUCAAAACCCACAACAACRACAACAAAUACCUACAAAAAAACUACCAAAACAUACAAAAAAAUACUUGUAGGUAUAAUAUAUAUAUAAAUCUACUUCUCAUCGAGAACAUAGUAAUUUAACAGCAAAUAUACAAAAUGUCUGCUAUUUUGAUUAGUGACGGAGAAAUUUACGUCCAACUAGAUACUGUACGUGAAAAAAAUWAUAGAAAAUGACGUAAUCAAAUCAUGGUCAAACCAGUCAUUUCCCAGAGGGGGCUAGGUUGUAAUUCAACAUAGUAUACCCAMACAGAUAAUAAUUUUACUACUUAUUUUUUAAUAACUCUAAUGAUAACGAAGGUGGAUUUUGAAGAGAAGUUGCUUGUGAAAUAAAAAACUGCAUAUAUCAUAAUGCAAAUA
Exaiptasia diaphana is the source of this 3145-nucleotide messenger RNA. Its product is annotated as staphylococcal nuclease domain-containing protein 1. Gene Ontology annotation, biological process: regulatory ncRNA-mediated gene silencing; mRNA catabolic process. Gene Ontology annotation, cellular component: cytosol; RISC complex; nucleus. The record is from RefSeq and is a predicted model, not a curated record. Gene Ontology annotation, molecular function: nuclease activity; RNA binding. Lineage: Eukaryota; Metazoa; Cnidaria; Anthozoa; Actiniaria; Aiptasiidae.